Molecule: messenger RNA, 936 nt
Organism: Ooceraea biroi (clonal raider ant)
Lineage: Eukaryota; Metazoa; Arthropoda; Insecta; Hymenoptera; Formicidae
Molecular function (GO): oxygen binding; heme binding
Source: RefSeq, a predicted model, not a curated record
CUUCGCUUAUCGUAUAAAUGGGUAAAAAGCAGAGCAUCUACGAAAAGCCUGGUAGUUUGGAGUAUUACAAAUUCAGCGCGGAAGAGUACGCGCUGAUUAAAAAUGUAUGGUCGGGUAUUGAAGUCAAUCCUCAAUUUCACGGCAACGCGUAUCUCAGAAGCUUCUGCGAGAUGUAUCCACAAUACGUGAAAUUUUUCACGUUGGAGCCUACGUUGCCGGUGAACUUCGACGCGCGUACCACAGCAAAGUUUUCGAUAAUCAUGGAAAGUCUGGGUCACCUCCUAUUGGAUUUUAAUAAGAAGCCCAAACGAUUAGAUCGAUUUGUCGGUUACAUAGCUAUGGUACAUAAGGACAUGCGAUUAGAGGAACAAGAUAUGCGUGUACGUCUUGCACAGAAUUUACUAGCUUUUUUUUAACAGAUAAUUUAAGUGGACUAGCCAUAAGUUUCUCCCUUAGAGUUUCGAUGACAGAUCAAUUGCUGCUCGCCGUUCAUAUAUUUUUGUUUUGUUAAACUUUUCGUUUAGAACGUUGUGGUGUGGUUAUUAGAAUACCUGUUAAAGACGUAUCCAACGCAGAUGACUGCGCAGUGCCAGGAAGCAAUAUCCAAGUUUAUGGAUAGUAUGAUAAAGGAGCUCUCCAUAAAGAUGGAAAUCUUCCGCGGUUACGACGUCGCAAAACCGGACGUAACGAUACAAAUCAAAUCGGUAAAAGACACGCAAUUUCUUUUCGCGACGAUAAACGUUAUAUAUAAAACUGUACAUCGCUACUUCUAGUUGAGAAAUCAGCAAGAUAAUUAUUAUAUAAAUUCUAUCAUAAUAUUUUACAUCGGGGAGUAACGCCUUUUCAAAAAUAUUUAGCUGUUAAAAGAUCCGUCCGCAUUUUCUUUCUCUCUUUUACCUCGAUAAUUGUACAGAAUAAAGUCAAAUAUUUCUUUUC